UGUUUUGCUAUUUUGAUAAAAUUCUCAAAAACUAUUUCUGUAUCAAAAUAAGAGAAGGAAUUGAGUAAAAGAUACAACAAAGGGGCUUGAGGAAUCACUUUAAAAGGUUCAGAUUAGGAGGUUUCUCUAUGUUUCCCCCAGUUUCUCUGACAACAGAAUCAGAGCAGGGAACUUUGAGAUAUUCAGAGUUAAGAAACUGUAGAGAUCGCCUGGGCCAACCCCUAGUUUUUAUAGAGAGGGGGUCCAGAUUGCUAAGCUGUUUGCUUUAGCCCAUUGGUGACUGAGCCAGGUUUGGACCGAUACGGGCUUACUGGAUCUUAGGCCACCACACUGCAUUCCCUGCAUUCAUGCAGGAACGAAUUUCAUAUACACCUCCAGAGAGCCCGGUGACGAGUUACGCUUCCUCGACUCCACUUCAUGUUCCAGUGCCUCGAGCGCUCAGGAUGGAGGAAGACUCGACCCGCCUGCCAGCGCACCUGCGCUUGCAGCCAAUUUACUGGAGCAGGGAUGACGUAGCCCAGUGGCUCAAGUGGGCUGAAAAUGAGUUUUCUUUAAGGCCAAUUGACAGCAACACGUUUGAAAUGAAUGGCAAAGCUCUCCUGCUGCUGACCAAAGAGGACUUUCGCUAUCGAUCUCCUCAUUCAGGAGAUGUGCUCUAUGAACUCCUUCAGCAUAUCCUGAAGCAGAGGAAACCUCGGAUUCUUUUCUCACCAUUCUUCCACCCCGGAAACUCUAUACACACCCAGCCAGAGGUCAUACUGCAUCAGAACCACGAAGAAGAGAACUGCAUCCAGAGGACCCCCAGGCCCUCCGUGGAGAAUGUGCACCAUAACCCUCCCACCAUUGAACUGUUGCACCGCUCUCGGUCUCCCAUCACUGCCAACCACCGGCCAUCUCCCGACCCUGAGCAGCGGCCUCUCCGGUCCCCUCUGGACAACAUGAUGCGCCGCCUCUCCCCAGCUGAGAGGGCCCAGGGACCGAGGCUGCACCAGGAGAACAACCACCAGGAGCCCUACCCCCUCUCAGUGUCUCCCAUGGAGAAUAAUCACUGCCCACCAUCCUCCGACCCCCACCCGAAGCCAUCUAGCCCCCGGCAGGAGAACACCCGCGUGAUCCAGCUGAUGCCCAGCCCCAUCAUGCACCCCCUGAUCCUGAACCCCCGGCACUCCAUGGAUUUCAAACAGUCCAGGAUCUCCGAGGACGGGCUACACAGGGAAGGGAAGCCCAUCAACCUGUCUCAUCGGGAAGACAUGGCUUAUGUGAACCACAUCAUGGUCUCCGUCUCUCCGCCUGAAGAGCACGCCAUGCCCAUUGGGAGGAUAGCAGACUGUCGAUUGCUUUGGGAUUACGUCUAUCAGUUGCUUUCCGACAGCCGGUACGAAAACUUCAUCCGAUGGGAGGACAAAGAAUCCAAAAUAUUCCGGAUAGUGGAUCCCAAUGGACUGGCUCGACUGUGGGGAAACCAUAAGAACAGAACAAACAUGACCUAUGAGAAAAUGUCCAGAGCCCUACGCCACUACUACAAACUAAACAUAAUCAGGAAGGAGCCAGGACAAAGGCUUUUGUUCAGGUUUAUGAAAACCCCAGAUGAAAUAAUGAGUGGCCGAACAGACCGUCUGGAGCACCUCGAGUCCCAGGAGCUGGAUGAACAAAUAUACCAAGAAGAUGAGUGCUGAAGGGACCAACACUCCACCUCAGCGGGCCAGCGGCCAGGGGACCCUCGCCCACCAGGACUGCUGGAGGCAUGACAGGGCAGGCCGGCUGAGGCAAGCUGGAAAGGAGGAGACCCAGAAAUGGCAGGGACACUUCUCUUGCAGACCAAGAGGGACCCCAGAGCACCUUAGACAAACCACCCAGCAAAGGCGGGGCUGGAAUUCUGGCGGAGGGCACGAGCCUGGGACUCACAUGUCACAUUUCCUUCUUGUUUGGAAUCUCUCCAUCUGUAACUCCUCACUCUCACCCUCCUACGACUGUCCAUGGAGUCUUUUUGGUUUUUUUUGUUUUGUUUUGUUUUUUUAAGAAUAUGCAGUUUGACUUUUCAUCAUUCAUAGAGGGGAAGACAUCUGAUGUUUUCCUAUGGAAAUAUAUAUCAUAUAUAUAUAUAUAUAUUUUCUUUUUUUUUUUUUUGCAAAUCUCACAAAGUAUAGUGUGGAUCAGGUUUGUUCCUGUUACUGUUGGGUCUUAGCUUAGGAAAAAAAGAAAAUGCUUUUUAAGAAGAGCGAGUGAAAGCUCUCUUUCUCCCUCCUGCUCUGUUCUUGCUCCCCUCGGUCCACCCUCCCUGCCUGCUGUGGCGCUUCAGAUGCCUUUCAGCAGAGUUUAGCCUCUCAGAGAGUGUCAGGGAUAGUAGACACCUAAACAGAAUUGGUGACCCAGGGGCUUUGUGGCCAGCAGCACAAAAUCAAGCCCACAUCCCAGCAUUUGGUCACCCAUCUGAGGGAGGCCAGAAACAUCACUGAUGCUGCUGUAUUCCGGAAAGAUGUGCUAACCGAGCCCUUGGUCCCUGAAAUGGCCGUGAGAACCCCGCAGCUGGGGCAGAGGAUAAGGGAUGUGGAAGGCCAUGGAAGGCUGUCCAAGUUCUUUGGAAGGUCCCAGAAGCUUGGGAGUAGCUUGCAAGGGCUACAAAGUGGAAAAUAUGAAAAGACCACAUAGGCCUGGCAAGCCAGAAGCUGGGUAAAAACACUCUGCAGUGGGAUGGGGGGGAUUAUUUUUCCAAAGCAGGUUAUUGAGACUAGUGAGAAAGAAAAACUCCUCUCUGCUCCAUUCCAAAGGCCAUCUUGGUGGUCAGCUUCAUGCCUCAGCUGAUUUUGUUUUGUUUUGUUUUUCCUAGCCCUUUUUAAAAGCUUCCUGAUCCCCUCCUGGAUACAGAGCAUUUGAGAGGAAGGAUCCCAGAACACAGUCUCAGUUGCAACCAGUGUUUGCCCAGCUUGGGCAGACAGGAAAUUGCUCAGAUACAUUUUUUUUUCCUUCUUUCAUAGCUGUGUUUCAGAAAGGACCCAUUUGUGGCUCUUUUUCACCUCAAAAUAAGGUCGAUAGUAUCUCGUAAAAUGAGGGUAGUGCCAUUCCUUAGUACUUUUGAUGAUAACAGGUAUUUUUAGAAAGCUGUUUUAGAUUUUUUUUUUUUUCCUUUUCUAGCCAUGCUAAUUGACUCUUCCAAUAUUGGUCCAGAAAUCCAACAUUCAGGGUGCAGUCUUCAGAAGAUUAGGCCUGCCUUGCAAUGCACCCUCUCUUUGUCCCCCCUUUCCUCCAGUUGUGGUGGCGAUUCACAGCUCCUCAGGGCCACUCAUGUGCCACCCACAGCAGUUCCCAGGAGAAGCUGCCAAACACCCCCAGGCUUCUCCUCUGGCCUUUUCUGAGUCAGGCACUUAGAGGUUGGGGACACACAGGCAGGAGGAAUAUUUUCCCUUUGCCCUACUGACAAGGACACCAGCCCAGGGGACAAAAAUACAACCAUAGUUCAGGGACAGUGGAACUGAGGAGCUACCCAGGGCUCUCCAGCCUGGCUCUGUCCCUGCCUCUCACUGGAGCACAGGUGGGCACACAGGGUGGCCUCCUGUCACACGCUUCUCCCAUUCUACCUUCAGGGAGGUCAGGGACCUUCUGCGUGUCUCUUUGUGAAGGGUUUGGUCUCAAGCUGCUUGAAGGAUGCUGAAACUGGUCUGGAUCUCAGCAUACCACAGACAUCUUUCCGGAGUGUUGAGUUAAGAGUCAGUGAUAGAUUUUUUUAGCCUCUGAGAUGACUGAUACUGCAUCUUAAUUGGAGAAAUUAAGCUAAGUACCUGGUGUGUUCUGAAGCUGUAGACUGUAAGAACUAAAGAGAAAGGGUGGAUUCCUACUGCAGCCUUUUGUAGUAAUAUGAAAUCAGAGACAGGGCAUGAUGUUGCUAAGAUUAGGACAUCUCCUUCUGCUCACUUUACCCAAAUAUGAGAACUCAGUUUCUUACUGUUCAAAGAACCUUACAGUCUAAUUAUGGAGAGAAAUUCCCUUCUGCCUCAAGGAUUUCUGUAUUUAAAGCAAUAUCCAGUGAGAAUAUGUAAGGCGUAGGAUGACACCUUCAACUACUUGAAGACAAACUAGAAGGUACUAAGUCCAGCAUAGUCAUUAUACAGGUUGAGCAUCCCUAAUCAAAAAAUUCAAAAUCUAAAAUUUUUUGAGCACCACCACCAUGAUAUCCCGAGUGGGAAAUUACACAUCUUUGCACUCUGAUGGUUUCAGUGUAUACAAAUUUUGUUUCCUACACAAAAUCAUUUAAAAUACUGUAUAAAAUUACUUUGAGGCUAGAUGUAUAAGGUGCAUAUGAAACAUGUUAUGAAUGAAUUUCCUAUUUUGACUUGGGUCCCAUCCCCAAGAUAUCUCAUUAUUUAUAUGCAAAUAUUCCAAAAUCUAAAACACUUCUGGUCCCAAGCAUUUGGAUAAAGGAUGCUCAAUCUGUAUCACUAAUAAUGAUUUCGUGGAUUCCCACAAUUGCAAAAGUUCUCAUUUGUCCUUUGAGAGAAGACCUGGGCAGAGCCGACACUGGGUGUGUAAUAUUUACACACUGUAGACUGAGUGAAUAGACACACUGUAGAUGUUGAAAUUUCAGACUCAAUUUAGCAAACCUUGAUGAAGCACCCACUAAAGCCUGUGAGAGUUCCAGAGAUCCUUUAGGCAUAAUCCCUGCCCUCAGGGGGUUUAUAUUAUACCUGCAGAACCCAUCCAGUAUGAAAUUUCUCAGUUCAACACUAAGUACAGGUCAUUACGACAGUUUUAAGAUACACAAAAAUGCACGUGGAUGGAAACAAAUGAAACCCUCCCUGCAACACCAAUAUGCUGAACAAGUUGUACAAGUGAAUCAUGAAAGAUGCUGUUAACUGUGUUUCUUGGAAGCAAAAUAAUGGAUCGUAAAACAGACUCUCAAAAUUUUCAUAGUGACCCAUGUACUAGGGGUGAUGAAAAUUUCACUAGGGCUCAAACUAAAAGCUCGUCUGUCAUCUGAAUAGUUGGUCUUUCCCUGGAGCAUGCAAAAAAGCCCUGCUGUGUGGGGCAGUCUCACUUGUGUCUUGAAAUUCUCUUCCCUGCAUUUGAGAUAGCCAGGCUCUACAUCAAAAGAAAGCAGUGGUGAUUGGCUGGACUGGUUAUGUGGAGAUCUUACCUCUAAGAUCUUACAGAUCUUGUCUAAGGCAGCAUCACCAAUAUCCCAGACCCUUUCGGAAGAUCCCCAUAGGAAAAGAGGAAUAAGAGAACAAUAGGUUUUCUCCUUUCAACAGUGUGUGUGGAACCCUCUGAUCUUUUGACACUGACACAUUGAUUUGAGAAUGUCCCUUUAGUGGGAAUUUAAAUGACCAUCACAGACUUUACCAACCGGUUCUACCUGUUACUGCCUAGGACGCAAGUAAAAAAUACAUUUUUGGAACAGUAACUCCCUUUUGCAGAAGGAAACCUAAGUAUCAGGGAGGUCAUGUGGCUUAUCCUAGGAGCAGACAGCAUGCCAGGGACAGAGCUAGGAUCAGGAUCCGGCUUGGCUAUGCCCCGAUUUGACCCAUUCCCCCCACAAAACAAAAGAUGAAAGUUUGGGAAAACAUCUGGAACAAUGGGCAGUUUUCUUUGCCCGAGCAUUCGGUGCUAGUUAGAAGCUAUUCACUCAGUCAACCUUCUCUUCUGAGCAGAAACCCGGAAUAAAGGGACUGGUACAAGGAAGUCAGUGGGGAGGGAGGAGGCAGAGGACACAGUAAUCCCUGCCUGUCUAAAACCUCAGAAGACUAACCUGAUACUCUUUCGGCCCCGUCUGCAACAACACUAAACAACUGCAAACUCCCUGAAUCUUUCACACAUGCCAAGUGACCGUUCUUGAAGAUUUCUCUUUGUGACUUCAGCCACCUGCAAACCAGAACCAAUCUAGUUUUUCUUUUUUUCUUUUUUUUUUUUUUUGUUUUGUUUUGUUUAGUUUCUAAUCUCUUGUUUAUGAGGUGUGGGGUUCAUAAGGGACUGAAUCAAAUGAAUGUAACUAUAAAGAAAAAAAACAAAAAAAAAAAAGCCUUUUCUCAGGGCCAGUGAGUUGCAAAUAAUUUUUAAAGAAAAGCCUAUAAUUACAUCAUCUCAAU
This is a messenger RNA of Nycticebus coucang (slow loris), 6077 nucleotides long. RefSeq names its product ETS variant transcription factor 6 (gene ETV6). The transcript has 8 exons. The record is from RefSeq and is a predicted model, not a curated record. Gene Ontology annotation, biological process: regulation of transcription by RNA polymerase II; cell differentiation. Gene Ontology annotation, molecular function: sequence-specific DNA binding; DNA-binding transcription factor activity, RNA polymerase II-specific. Bases 348 to 1676 code for a protein of 442 amino acids. NCBI's taxonomy places the organism in Eukaryota, Metazoa, Chordata, Mammalia, Primates, Lorisidae. Gene Ontology annotation, cellular component: nucleus.